Messenger RNA from Python bivittatus (Burmese python), 1928 nucleotides. The record is from RefSeq and is a predicted model, not a curated record. Lineage: Eukaryota; Metazoa; Chordata; Lepidosauria; Squamata; Pythonidae.
UCUUGUUUUUCUAGAUCAUUGAAAACUGCCCUGUGACUGGUAUUGAAGUCAGGACAGAUGACUUUGGAGUCCCACGGGUGGCAGCUGUGCUGACAAAAUGGGGGGCCAUCCAGACGCCCUGUGUGGUAAACUGCUGUGGUGUGUGGGCCCAAGCCCUGGGGGAAAUGGCUGGCGUCAAGGUGCCCCUGGUGGCCAUGCACCAUGCCUACGUGGUGACAGAAAAGAUCGAGGGGAUCCAGAACAUGCCGAAUGUUCGAGACCAUGAUGCAUCCGUGUAUUUGCGUCUCCAAGGUGAUGCCCUUUCUGUGGGUGGAUAUGAGUCAAACCCGGUGUUCUGGGAGGAGGUGUUGAAUAAUUUUGCCUUUGGUCUCUUCAAUCUGGACUGGGAUGUAUUUGCACAGCAUAUUGAAGGUGCUAUCAACCGAGUCCCAGUUCUGGAGAAAACAGGAAUUAAAUCAACAGUCUGUGGUCCAGAAUCAUUUACUGCAGAUCAUAAGCCUCUCCUAGGAGAAGCACCUGAACUCCGUGGCUUUUUCCUGGGAUGUGGCUUCAACAGUGCUGGAAUGAUGCUUGGGGGCGGCUGCGGGAAGGAACUGGCCCACUGGAUUGUCCAUGGUCAUCCGGAGAAGGACAUGUUCAGCUAUGAUAUUAGGAGGUUCCACCGCUUCCUCACGGGCAACGGUCGCUGGAUCCGGGAGCGGAGCCAUGAGUCCUACGCCAAGAACUACUCCAUCGUGUUCCCCUACGAUGAGCCCCUGGCUGGGCGAAACCUGAGGAAGGACCCUCUGCAUGAGGAGCUUCUGCUUCAGGGUUGCGUCUUUCAGGAGCGACACGGGUGGGAGAGGCCAGGCUGGUUCAACCCAUUGGGCAAAGCGCCGGUGCUGGAUUAUAACUACUACGGUGCCUAUGGCCACCCUGCCCGUGAAGAGGACGCCUACCGCCAGUUGCUGUCCAAUGAGUACACCUUCGAUUUCCCACCUCAUCACAACAUUAUCAGGAAUGAAUGCUUAACCUGCCGAAACGCUCUGGCUGUGUUUGACAUGUCUUACUUUGGCAAAUUCUAUCUGGUCGGUCCCGAGGCCCGGAAGGCAGCUGACUGGCUGUUCACAGCUGACAUUCGCAAGCCCCCAGGAACAACUGUUUACACGUGCAUGCUGAACAAACACGGGGGAGUCGAGAGUGAUUUGACUGUCAGUACGAUUGACCCAGGACCCCAGGACUCAGUACUGGCACCUGCGUUUGAAGGGGAUGGCUACUACCUUGCUAUUGGGGGAGCUGCUGCCCAGUAUAACUGGUCACACCUCAGGACGGUUCUGCAGGAGAGGCAGUUUCAAUGCCAGUUGAUUGACCAGUCGGAAGAGCUGGGCAUGAUCAGCAUUCAAGGCCCCUCCAGCCGCACCGUUCUGCAGGAAGUGCUGGAUGUGGACCUCAGCAACGAGGCCUUCCCAUUCUCCACCCACCGGCUGGCAAGGGCCGCAGGCUGCACGAGCAUGGGAAAUGAACAAGGAGAGCUGGAGAUCCUCACCCAGGAAGACCAAUUCGUUGCCCUGGGCAUCACCCAAACUUGCUGGGAUGACACGUAGGAUUGGCAGACAGCCCUGGAAGGCUGGAAUUUCUUCGAAAGGAACAGACCCACCAGAAGGGGAGGGGUGUUGGGCUGCACAUUAAAAAGCCCAUGCCGGUGGGGCAGCUUACACACUGAAGCAUGGGAGUCCUGUAAAGAGCACUCAGAGGCAAAGGAGAAAUUGCAUGGGGCGAUUUUGCUCUAAAAAUUGCUCUAAAAAUUCACCUUGUAUCCUGUAGGACAGGUUACUUGCAGGACCGCUUUCUCCCAGGGUAUAUGCCUGCCCCACACACGCCAAUGGGGAGGGCACAGGUGGCAGCCCUGCCCUUAGGAAUAAUCUCCCCUUUCCCCCUACAUGGGUGCC